Girardinichthys multiradiatus is the source of this 1921-nucleotide messenger RNA. RefSeq names its product isocitrate dehydrogenase (NAD(+)) 3 non-catalytic subunit gamma (gene idh3g). The record is from RefSeq and is a predicted model, not a curated record. Gene Ontology annotation, molecular function: magnesium ion binding; oxidoreductase activity, acting on the CH-OH group of donors, NAD or NADP as acceptor; NAD binding. Gene Ontology annotation, biological process: tricarboxylic acid cycle; isocitrate metabolic process. Gene Ontology annotation, cellular component: mitochondrion. Lineage: Eukaryota; Metazoa; Chordata; Actinopteri; Cyprinodontiformes; Goodeidae. Bases 52 to 1242 code for a protein of 396 amino acids. The transcript has 13 exons.
AAAAUACACGCGACACUUGAAUUCGCCUACGCCUGCUUCCUCAUAAUCAAGAUGGCUGCCCACAGUGCUGUGCUCUCCUUUUCCAAAACCAUAAAUCCCCUCUGGGGUCGACACCUGGGAAAUACGGUUAAAGUAUUUGGAACAACUUUGACAAGUAACCGGAAUAAAACAUUUUAUCCUAGAGACAACAUUCCCCCUCCUGCAAAGUACGGAGGCAGACACACUGUGACCCUCAUUCCUGGGGAUGGAAUCGGUCCAGAACUUCUGAAUCAUGUCAGAGAGGUUUUCAGGUUUAGCUGUGUGCCUGUGGACUUUGAGGUUGUGAAUGUCAACUCUGCACUAGAGGCUGAGGAUGAUAUCAAUAAUGCCAUUACUGCCAUCCGCCGAAAUGGAGUUGCUCUUAAAGGUAACAUAGAAACCAACCAUACCAUGCCGCCGUCUGUGAAAUCCAGAAAUAAUCUCCUACGCACAAGCUUAGAUCUGUAUGCCAACGUGAUGCACUGCCAGUCCCUCCCUGGAGUCCAAACUCGGCACAAGAACAUUGACAUCAUGAUCAUCAGGGAGAACACAGAAGGAGAAUACAGCAAUCUGGAGCACGAGAGUGUAUCAGGCGUGGUGGAGAGUCUGAAGAUCAUCACUAGGAACAAUUCCCUAAGGAUUGCUGAGUAUGCUUUUCAACUGGCUCGGGAGAAAGGUCGCCGCAGGAUCACUGCAGUGCAUAAAGCCAACAUCAUGAAGCUCGCAGAUGGCUUGUUUCUCCAGUGCUGCAGGGAGGUGGCCUCUGGAUUCCCGGACAUUACUUUUGACAGCAUGAUUGUGGACAACACAACCAUGCAGCUUGUGUCCAAACCCCAGCAGUUUGACGUGAUGGUGAUGCCUAAUCUGUACGGAAACGUUGUUAGCAAUGUGUGCGCUGGCCUAGUGGGAGGGCCUGGCCUUGUGCCUGGUGCCAAUUAUGGUCGGGGCUAUGCCGUGUUUGAAACAGCUACAAGGAACACGGGAAAAAGUGUUGCAGGAAAGAACAUCGCUAACCCCACUGCUAUGCUGCUAGCAAGUUGCAUGAUGCUGGACCACCUCAAGCUUUAUGACUAUGCCACCUUGAUAAGGAAUGCAGUCCUCACCACAAUGAAUGAAACUAGGUUGCACACAGCGGACCUGGGGGGUCGGGGCACCACAUCAGAGGUGGUCCAGUCCAUCAUGAGGAUCAUCCAGAGUAAAGGACAGCUCACAGCAGAGAUCUAAAACAUCUCUGUCAACACUGUUUGAAUAAUUUGGAGUCAUUGGUGUGGAUCUGAGCAGGUUUCUUUGUGCAGGCAGUCUACAAUAUGGGAAAAGGAUAUUUAAACAUUUCUGUUCAAACUACUAACCAGAUAUCAAAAUAAACUUUCAUUUAAAAAUAAAAUCCAGUAUCACUCCUGUUGGAUAAUAAAAUCUACUAUAACAAUAUUUAUUUUUCCAGGGUGUUUUGUGUUGAGAUGUUCUUUCAGUUUUAGAGGCGUAUCCUCAGAAACGAUUUAUACUGUUUGACACCAACAUGGAGGCAGUAAUAUUUAAUGUAUCAUUUGGUUGCCUUGUCCACUCACUGCUCUCUAAUAUGGGUUAUUUAUGUUUCAUGUUAAAGCUACAUAGCAGCUUUUUCAAAUCCACUAAAAUGUUGAAUGUUCUUGUGAGGUCUUAUUAUUUGUGUCAUAACACAUUGCUUAUGUACUGAAUUUCCAUUUGCGAGUUAAAAAAUGCUGACCCAGCUAUAUGUGAUAUCACACCGGACCAAAGUACACCAAAUAACUUCUGUAACUGAUGAACGUUUUAGCUGAUACCUUCACAAUAGUGGCUAAACUGAAUUAGAUCCAAGUUUGACAAGGAAAAUGGGUCAUAUAUACUGUAUAAUGUGCUUUCAAUAAAGAAGUGUAUCUUAAAUGCA